AUGCCCCCAAACGAGCUGUACCAGUUCUCGGUCGUCUCAGCGCUCAUGGACGGCGUAGCCGGCACCGGCGUCCCGCUGCGCCGCGUGAUCGAGCACGGGUCCCACGGCCUCGGCACAUUCCGAGGCAUGCGGGGCGAGCUGAUCGCGCUCGACGGCGAGGUCUGGAAGAUGAAGCACGACGGGAGCGUGCUCCGGGCGGACAUCACGCCCGAGUCGCAGACAGAAGACUACUCGCCCUUCGCGAUGGUCACGGACUUUGUCGCCGAGCACCGGGGCACGGCGACACUGAGCGCCAAGUCGGGCGUCGAGGACGUCCUCCGCCGCCUCGCGCCAGACGCACACAACACGCACAUCGCGUUCCGGAUAGACGGCGCGUUCAAGAGCAUCAAGGUGCGCACGGCGCAGGGGCAGUGCUUCCCCGGCGAGGGGCUCAAGGACGUCGCGAGCCGCCAAGUCGAGGUCACGCUGCCCGCGAGCCACGGCACCGUCAUCGGCUUCCGCUCCCCCCAGUUCCUGCAAGGCGUCGUCGUCGCCGGCGUGCACAUGCACUACAUUGACGCGGGGCGCACGGCCGGCGGCCACGUGCUCGCGCUCGAGAGCGACGGCGAGGUGCAGGUGCAGGUCGCGGAACUGUGGCGCACGGUCAUGGACCUGCCAAGGGGGGACACGGCCUUCAAUGAGGCGCCGCUUGCGCUCAACGACGGCGGGAUCAAGGCUGUUGAGGGGUAG
Vanrija pseudolonga is the source of this 729-nucleotide messenger RNA. Its product is annotated as Alpha-acetolactate decarboxylase. Lineage: Eukaryota; Fungi; Basidiomycota; Tremellomycetes; Trichosporonales; Trichosporonaceae. Gene Ontology annotation, biological process: acetoin biosynthetic process. The transcript has a single exon. Gene Ontology annotation, molecular function: acetolactate decarboxylase activity. Bases 1 to 729 code for a protein of 242 amino acids. The record is from RefSeq and is a predicted model, not a curated record.